Messenger RNA from Python bivittatus (Burmese python), 2473 nucleotides. Lineage: Eukaryota; Metazoa; Chordata; Lepidosauria; Squamata; Pythonidae. The record is from RefSeq and is a predicted model, not a curated record.
CUUCUGUCGCCCCGAGAUCGCCUCGGUUGUCUUGACUCGCAACAGCAGCGUAAUGAGAAUUGCAGAAGUUGCAGAGACUGGGGCGUGGUGUCCUUCUUGCUACUGCCUGUCGAGGUACAGCUGAAAAUAAAUAAAUUAGCCAACAGACCAGAAAGACUGCUCUGGGCGUGAAGGAAUGCUUGCAGGAAGUAGCUUAUCAGAAGAAAUGCUUGCCUCAGACUGAUGGAGGGGUUCCAGCUGCUUAGCACAUUCAUCUGGCAGGGUGUGCUGAUGUGGGGGAGAGAUUGAGGGUUCAGCGCAUCCUGAGGUGCUUCCUUUCCCAUGGCUGCAGUGGGAACGGAGAUGCCGUAUUAAUUUCUCAACCUGGUGAAAAGGAACCGUCUGGCUUUGCCAACGAGGGAGCCUUGGAGACUCCUGGAGGAUCAUCCUUGUGCCAGGCUAAUCUCACUACAGGAUCAAUGAAGAUGUUUUUCAUCUUCUGGGUCUUGUGCUGUCUACCAGGGAAUUCACUGGGAAAAAGAACACCAGUCAUUCAGCAAGCAACUUUUUUGUCCACCAACUUUGAAAACAUCUUCUCAUGGAAGGUCACGGAGGAGACCCCCCCAGGCACGCUCUAUGAUGUCCAGUAUAACAAGUAUGGGGAGACCUGGCAGAAUAAACCUGAGUGCCAAAAUAUCACCCAGAACUUCUGCAAUCUCACUCAUGAGACUGAGGAUUUCAAUGAACGCUACUAUGCCCGAGUGAGAGCCAUUGUCCCCAACUGUUGCGUCUCUGACUGGGUCAGGUCCUACAGAUUCUGUCCUCGUGAAAACAGUAAAUACAUUGGCCAAAUCCAGAAAAAACCUGAUGUAAAAUAUACACUCAGCGUUCAAUCCAUCAAGUUUGUUAUUCAGCCUCCUUACACACCUUUCAGAGAUGAGGAUAACUUCCCUCUGACUGUAGCGGACAUUUUCAACCAACUUGAUAUUGUUUUCCACUAUGAAAUAACAAUAUUCUGCACAAAGACUCAGCUGAUGUGGACAAAAAUUGAAAGGAAUGAGGAAUUUGAAAUCACAGACUUGGAUCCUGACACUGAAUACAAUGGAACGAUAUCCAUCAUAUAUUCCGACAAAAUCAGCAAGCCCUAUGUGUUUCAAGUACGGACGUUAUCAGAUAACACCUGGCUGCCGUAUUUGUUUGGAAUGCUUAUAUUUCUCAUCAUAUUUAUCUUUGGAACUGUAUGUUACUUCAUUUGUAAAUAUGUUAAACAACACACCAUUCAGCAGCCCACAUCUUUGGAUUUCAAAGACAUUUCCCGUUUCCAGCCUCUCAUAUUAAAUGUGGAGUAUGCCCUGAGCCCUUAUGAUUUAUCCAAGUUUAUCCAACCAGAGGUGCAUUCAGCAGAGGUGAGCCAUCACAUCUGGGGCAUGCCAGAAGACCAAAAAUUAUUCAAUCCAACAGAGACAGGUUACCAACAACAGUCCAAAACUUCACCAUUCCAGUCUCCUGCUCAACGCUCAGAUCUUGCAGUAGGUUAUGCACCACAAGUGAUCAAGAACAGUCGGCUGCGGACACUACGGGUCAAUCCUUCCACAUUAACAUAUGGAUUAUGCAUUGAAGGGGCCACCCUCAAGGCAAACCAAGUGAUUAAGCUGGAUUCUUUUGUAAGCAAUGGACACUAUAAAGCCCAGAGACCGGAAAGGACCAACCAAGAGUUGCAGGAGACCAAGAUUCACCAGGAGGCAGGGUUGAUAGUGGAAACCAUCCCCCAGAUUCAACAUUUCCCACUUCAGGAAGACUCAAAAGGUCUGCCACAGGAGUCUCCCUGCCUUCUGGGGGAGUGGAUACCUGCCACCGUGGGUGGAAGAACAGGAAGCUACAGAAAGCAAGCAGAAUUGCCACCUUCCAGCUUGGAAGCAGGCCAGAAUGCUAUCUUGGAUGGAGGUGAUUCUCUGUUGUUAACUGAUCCACCACCACCCUUAUUUCCACCCUCUUCUUGCAACAACCUCCCUCAGGGUCACAGCACAGGGCAACAACCAACCUUCAAUCUGUUAGCCUGGACUGAUAAUUUUUUGCAUUCCAACCCUUUUGGAUUCCAAGUCACAGACUACUUAGCUCAAGGAAACCAGGGGUUGAAAAGUGAGCCUCAGUCUUUAGAUAUUGCCCCAAAUACCCAGGAUUCUAAUCAGAUCAACAAACCUCUCCCAAGUUUGUUCAGAGACUUGGAGCUGAAGCUACAGUGGGACUGCAGGCCAGAGGAAAAUGCAGCAACUUUUUAAGCAAUGCAAAGAGUUUGGAAAUUUCUUUCUACAAAAUAGAGUGGAAAGCAGAUUCUUUUUUUCUAAUGAACUCUGAUUCCUCUGUACGAGUUGCACUUCUACAUCUUAAAAAGGAGGAAAAUUCAGAAAACUGCAUUCCACAUUUGUAUUCAUACAGGCUCGAUGGAAAAGUGAAAGCAGAAUGAAAUAAAUAUUGUUCUAGGUUUGAUAUAUAA